CUUGCGUCACCCACAAGGGAAGGGAAAAACAAAGGAUAAUUUUGGGCCGACCUUACACGCCUUCCUGCUAUCCCCACGAGAAUCGGUUUGGCCGCAGGUUGCUAAGCUUUGGUUUCGCACCUCUCUCGUGUUUUUAAAAGGCGACCCCUCAACGACUCGACUGUCACAUCUCGUGGCGAAGAGACGCAGACGCGGCGAUUCGUUGUAGCAAGCGGCGUCCAAUGCCGAGUGACGCAUGACCUACACAACUAGAGAACAUCGCUUAAGAGCCACACAUCGCGUUUAAUUAUUUAUGCAUUGCAAAGCAACAACAACAAAGUUAUCAUAUUUAACAAAAACUAUUGUCCGCAUUAACAAAUCGUGUUUUUACGCGGUUCGGGGUUUACAAAGAAAACGGCAGAGACGAAUGCUCAGUGCUUCGAGCACAGCAUUUCUACCAAUCAGGGCAGAUCAAUUGUGCAAAGUAAAUAACAGCCGGCGCUGUGUGACCACGACCUGAAGAGGAAUGUAACACAUUGUGUUUAGAAGAAUUCAUUUGCCCUAUAAACUUCAGUAACAAAGAUUCGGGCAUGCCAGGCUUGCGGCAAUAACGACUACAUAACAAAAUUCAUCCCGUUUCAAGUACUGAGCCCAUGAUAUGCAUCGAUUGUAAAUGUGUCUAUAAUCGCCCUGUUAACAAAACUGGCAGGCCAAUUACAUUGUAGAGAAGUUUGGGAAAUGUUGUGUUCCUUCUAAUGCAAUCUUAUUGACAGCGUUAUUUACAGAUUGUGGAUUUUGUGGUUAUUACCUGGCAAUGCAACAGCAUACUUUCGUGAAUGAAGUAAAAAUAAUUGGCGUUUGUUAAGUGACGCAUUUCAUCUACAGAUCCCACAAAUGCGCGCCGGGAGAUAAACAAAACCUGCAGGCUACACGGUCAGAACUAGGCGGGGAAUAAUAGCGAGUUUACCCACUCACUCAACCACUCACUCACUCACCCGCUCACUAACCCCAUCUACUCACCCACUCGCUCAGAACCAGGGUAAACGGCCAGAAAAUAGCGGAUAAAGACCAGUUUACAAAGGUGACUUUUAAAGAUGGACAAAUAUAUCUAAAGAUUCUGAUUGUCUUAUUAGAAAGGGCAAAGCGCUGUUCCAAAGCUGGGGAGCUGCACAGUGACAAAAGCCCGAUCAUCCCACUAAAUGAGCCUUGACCUUUGACGGAUGAGGCCUCUGUAAGAAUUGUUGGCACAACUGUCUCUCUUUAUAAUACAAGCCUUCAAGACAUGUUAUACUAUGGUUAUCUAAUUCACUUCUCUUCCAUAUUAUAAGGUCGCAAUAAACCCGAUAGCAUUAAUAUACCAUACAUUCAUGAUGGAUUACAUUUAAGUGUCUACAAAAGUGCCGAAUUCCGAAAGUCAUGACGCAAAUUAACAACGUGACAGUGAAUCUCACCGUGACGAUAAACAGCAGUUCCGUGGUCUCUCAAAUGUUUUACACCAUCUUCCAGAUUGUCAACCUCUUCAUGACGGCCCCUUCUCUGUGUUUAUUUCUCUCUAUCACCAUCACGAUUUUCACCGAAGUGAAGCUAAGGGAGAACUCGCGCUACAUUCUCUUCGCCAAUCUACUCGCGUGCGACACCUUCUUCCUGCUUUACUCCACCGUCAUCUCGACGUCAAUUUGGCUACAAACAAAUUUAAGUUUGACGUCGUGCAGCGUGAACACCAUGGUCAGCACAAUUCUGAACCAGAGCGGGGUUCUGUGCGUCACGCUCAUGUCCGUGGAGCGAUACGUGGCCAUUUGCCACCCCUUCCAUCACCCCCGCUGGUUCAGCCACCGCAAAACGCUUAAGUUCUUGGCCAUAAUUUGGUCCGUCGCUUCAGUGUUCCCGCUGGCAUGCGGCAUUCUGGUCUUCACAAGUGGCGUGACCGUGAACAAUAUUCGGACUUGUUCUUCGUAUCUCACCGACAGCCUGAUGCCCAACCCCAUGGCAAUCACGGUGCUCAGAGAAUUCCCAAACGUCGUUAUUUUCACAGUCUGCAUCAUUGCGCUGAUCUUCACCUACUUCAAUAUAAUGAUGGCAGCUAGAAAGGCGUCCGAUGAUGCAUCUAAGGCGAAACGAGCCAAGCAAACUGUCAUAUUACAUGGCCUGCAGUUGUUUCUGUAUCUGUGUUCACUUGGUAACAGAUUUUUUGAAUUCCUUUUUGCUAUAAUCACAACAGAUCGUAACGUGAUAACAAUAUUACGGUUAAGUAAUUAUUUAUUUCUUUAUUAUAGCUCAAGGUUUGUUGUUCCCUUAAUUUAUGGAAUACGAGAUAAACAACUUAGGCAGUGUCUUAGGAAGAAGAUCACCUGUCACUACAAUACGGUGACUGCAUUUUAAACUGCAUGCAAAAAAUGAACGUGAAUCUUACCAUUUGUGUCAUUAAAUGCUUUUAAAAUUCUAUUUCGUUCAAAUGCCUAAAUACUUGUCUUAGUCUUGGGUCUUUCGGUAAAGUCACGUAGAUAUGUUCAAAGAAAAUAACAAAAAACUA
Messenger RNA from Petromyzon marinus (sea lamprey), 2509 nucleotides. The record is from RefSeq and is a predicted model, not a curated record. NCBI's taxonomy places the organism in Eukaryota, Metazoa, Chordata, Hyperoartia, Petromyzontiformes, Petromyzontidae.